AUGCUGCAGGCACUGACUGGACUACAGUUUCAGCUUAGAGGAAAGCUACAGGGUCAACAGUGGACAGACAAGCACCCUCAAGAAGAAGCCCAUGAACAUUAUUCACAGUGUCAUAUGCCUGUUUCACAGUAUCCUGAGUUCAAUGGAUUUUUUUCAGUGGGAACACACUUUUCAUCAGGCAAAGCUCCAGCAAUCACAGAGGUACAAACGCACUUGGAAAAUCAGUCUAGGUACCAUAUACAACAAAGCCAGAGGCACCAAGUGAAGCAGUACCUGACCCUCGACACCAAGCUGUCCAGCCAGACGCUCUCCCUGUCUCACUCUCACACAAUCCAGCCUGUGGGAGUGACCUCCAUUUUAAGAAACGGACACAUGCCUCCUGUCAGUGAUAUUGGCACACCAGAGAGCCCUGUGACCAAGCUGCUGGCCCUUGGAGGAGAACAUGAAAAUGCGAUGGAAGAGGUGAUUGAAGACAUAAUCAACAUGGAAUCAAGUUUUAAUGAUGAAGGGAUAGGGUGUUCUGAAACUCCACUACUAAUGCAAAGGACUCUAUCUAGCAGUAUUUUGGAUAUAUAUAACAGUGACCAGGGAACGGCACCAGCUAAUAUGGGUCUCACAAAUGCUUCUUGCCCAUCAAAUCUACCAGUAAAAAGGGAACUCACAGAAGCAGAUACACGAGCAAUGGCAAAGGAGAGACAAAAAAAGGAUAACCACAAUCUCAUUGAAAGGAGAAGAAGGUAUAAUAUUAAUUACCGAAUCAAGGAGCUUGGCACACUCAUCCCUAAGUCUAAUGAUCCUGAUAUGCGCUGGAACAAAGGAACUAUUUUAAAAGCAUCAGUGGAGUACAUCAAGUGGCUACAAAAAGAACAACAGAGAGCCAGAGAAUUAGAACACAGGCAGAAAAAAUUAGAGCAUGCUAACAGAAGACUUCUACUCCGAAUUCAGGAACUAGAGAUCCAGGCACGUGCACAUGGCCUGCCAGUCAUGUCUUCACUUAGCACGGUCAAUUUAGCUGCACAGGUCAUCAAGCAACAGUCUUACCCAGAGGAGAACUCUGUAGACUACUCUCAACAAAUGCCUCUGGCACAUGGACCAAAUUCUGAUGUUUGUGACGGAUCCACAGCCUUUUCUGAUCCACUUUCACACUUUACGGAUUUGUCCUUCAGUGCAGCUUUAAAAGAAGAGCAACGACUAGAAGAAAUUUUACUAGAUGACACAGUGUCACCAUUUGGGACAGAUCCACUCUUGUCCUCCACAUCCCCAGCUGCAUCAAAAGAGAGCAGCAGAAGAAGCAGCUUUAGCACAGAUGACGGAGAUGAUUUAUAG
This is a messenger RNA of Indicator indicator, 1326 nucleotides long. It is a transcript of the gene TFEC, whose product is annotated as transcription factor EC. Gene Ontology annotation, cellular component: nucleus. The transcript has 8 exons. Gene Ontology annotation, biological process: regulation of transcription by RNA polymerase II. Bases 1 to 1326 code for a protein of 441 amino acids. NCBI's taxonomy places the organism in Eukaryota, Metazoa, Chordata, Aves, Piciformes, Indicatoridae. Gene Ontology annotation, molecular function: RNA polymerase II cis-regulatory region sequence-specific DNA binding; protein dimerization activity; DNA-binding transcription factor activity, RNA polymerase II-specific. The record is from RefSeq and is a predicted model, not a curated record.